AUGUCGUCCGCUGAGUCUUUAUCAGCUUUGGAGAGGGCAAGAAGCUCAGGAGCUAUAGCACAUCCUGAGAUUGCAUGUGCUGCAGUAGCCACAGAUGGAAAGCACUAUUUCGAUAAGAAUCUGAAACAAGCAGCUCUACACAUGACAGAGAUUCCUCUGCGCACAGAAGGCUCUAGCAGAUUAGUAUCUGCAUUGGCUAGCCAGCCGCUAGCUGUCUGCACUUCCGGUCAUCACGCGAUCUCAUCGGAGAGCAGAAUGAGCGCUAGGGAUUUUACGGCUAUGCCCAAAGGAAGCGUUGGUGUAGAAGAGCGAAUGUGUGUUGUAUGGGAAAAAGCCGUUCGUACAGGACGAAUUGACCCAAUGCGAUUUGUAGCUGUAACUUCGACAAACGCAGCGAAAAUGUUCAAUAUGUACCCGAAAAAGGGUCGUAUCGCCGUAGGAGCCGACGCUGAUCUAGUAUUAUGGGAUGCAUCCGUUCGAUGGAAAUUGUCCGCCACAGAACGUCAAUCAUCUGUUGAUGCUAGUCUUUAUGAUGGACUAACGCUUCACGCACAGGCGUCUGUCACAAUAGUUGGAGGCCAAGUCGCAUGGAAAGACGGGAAAAUUCAAGAGUCUAAAGGCUCAUUUAUUCCGCUUUCAGCUAGCAGUCCAUACUUGUUUAGUGUUGUACAGCAGAGAGACAAGGUGAGUACAGCUGAAAAAGUGGAUCGAGGGGAUAAUGGUCAGGUACCUGCGAAUGGAGUGCUGCCGAAAGAUAAACGAGGCAAUCCAGAACCAGGUUAUGACAGGCCUUCAGUAAGAAAAUCUCAUCUGGAGUCCAAUAUCAGCUUCGGCGCCGACACUCGACCGGCAUCAACUCGCGUUAGGAAUCCUCCUGGUGGACGAUCUACAGGAUUUUGGUGA
Molecule: messenger RNA, 903 nt
Organism: Strongylus vulgaris
Lineage: Eukaryota; Metazoa; Nematoda; Chromadorea; Rhabditida; Strongylidae
Source: the annotation of a GenBank genome assembly